This is a messenger RNA of Anneissia japonica, 1560 nucleotides long. RefSeq names its product protein ALP1-like. The record is from RefSeq and is a predicted model, not a curated record. Lineage: Eukaryota; Metazoa; Echinodermata; Crinoidea; Comatulida; Comatulidae. The transcript has 4 exons. The coding region runs from base 248 to 1306 and encodes 352 amino acids.
UCGAUCGCGCGAAGGUUUGUUUUUGUGUAUGUCGCUCCUGCUGUUUGAAAAGUUGCCCAAGUACUUUACUCCGAUUUUACUUUUAUUAUUGCAAAUGUUUGAUUCCGCCGACUGUCAGAUGCAUACCACUAAUAUGCUUCUAAUAAUUACUCUGCUAGAUUUCGUUAGAAAUAGUCAACAGACAUUGUAAACGAUCAGGGAAUUUCGAAAAACAAGGUACCUUCGAUAUGAACAGCAGACUGGAAAUAUGGCCGAAGUUUCGUAUCUCUCUCAUCUAGGCCUCCGCGGUAAAACCGUAAGGCGAAGAUUGUGGCGAAAAAAACGAAGCCGUGACUGGUGGGUGAACGUCGUCCCAUCAUACACAGAUAGCGAUUUUAUCGAAGAUUUCAGGUUGAACAAAGAUACAUUUAAAUACUUUGUGAAUGAAAUCAAGCCUGCAAUUGAGAAAAAACAAUGCAACAAUGGUUUGACAUUCUGCACAGAGUGGCGAGUCGCAAUGACGCUGUACAGAUUGUCAUCUGGAAUGUCUUUUAAGAAAACUGGUAACCAAUUCGGAUGUGCUAAAUCUACAGCUUGUAUUGUCUACCACCAAGUUUGCAAGGCCAUCGAGGCAUUACUGAUGCCAAAGUUCAUACAGUUUCCUACAGGACAAGAUAUCUCAAAAAAUAUUGAGAAAUUCAAGUUAAAAAAUGGCUUUCCGCAAACUGUAGUAGCAAUUGACGGAACACACAUACCUAUAAUCGCACCAGAGGAAGAACCCAAUGAUUAUUUUAACAGGCACGAUGUGCACUCCAUAAUAUUGCAAGGUGUAGUGGAUGCGGAGGGGAUGUUUAUUGAUACUUUUUGUGGGAUGCCUGGUAGCGUAAACGACGCUAGGGUUUUUCAAGUUUCCCAGUUCAGUCUUGCUCUUAGAGAAGACAGACUAUUUCAGCCUUGUCCUACAGAAAUAAUUAAAGGUGUGGAAAUACCACCAUUAAUAUUAGGUGAUGGGGCAUACCCUAUGUUAGCAAACCUUAUGAGACCCUUUGCAGGGAGGAAUUCUCUGCCAAGAGAAAAAACCAAGUUUAAUCAAAAACUUUCUGGGUGUAGGGUUGUAGUGGAGCAAGCGUUUGGAAGACUCAAAGGAAGGUGUCGAAUCCUUCUCAAACGCAAUGAGCACCAACUGCAAAAUCUACGGCAUGUUGUGCAGGCAUGCUGCACACUGCAUAACAUUUGUCAAACAAAUGGCGUUCCAUAUAGGAAAAAAUGGAACGAAAAGGUUGAUGGCAAGAAGAAAAAAAAACAAGGUUUCAGACAGAACAACUGAAUCCCCUAGAGCUGAAAAAAUAAGGAAUGCUAUUGUCGAGCAUAUUAUGGACCAGUAGCACUUUAUUUCAAAAUUAAAUAUUUUUCACUACAGUAACCUCUUGUUUAUAGAAGGGACGUUUUAGCAUGUUUAUGCAAAUGAGCUGAACUUAGUGCAUAUUAAUUUAGUUAAUAAUCCAUUUUCCUUUGCUGGUAUUUCAUGUGGUUAGUUUCAGCAAUUUUUACCAUGUUGUAAAUAAAUACUUUACAAAUAUA